AUGCCAUCUCCUUUUCAAAAUAUCUUGACUGCUUCUUUAAUCAAUUCUUCAACUCGUCUGGAGAUCCGAGAUCCGUAUUCAAUUCAUGUUUUAUUACUAUGGGAGAUAACAAAGUUAUUUGAUUUUGCUUUAUGGUUAUCGCGUGAUCUUGCUAGAGAUUUAGAGAAGAAUCGGAUAUUCAAAGAAGAUCCUCAACCAGAUUAUAAUCGAAUGCACGAGCUUGCAAGGCAUGCCAUCCAUACAUCCGAAAUGUUAGAAAUAACACUUGAAACGUUGAUGGCCAUCAUUCGAGAGCACGAUCUUUUCUUCGACGACAAUACCACACUACCGAAGUCUAUCAGAACGAUAUCUAGACAAACAAUGAGAGAUCUACAAUUCCAGAACACCAUUAUCAAAUCUCUUCAUUCAAGAUCAAAGGCUCUUGAGGACAGACUUCGUAAUGAGAUCAAUUUGGCCUUUAAUAUUGUAGCUCAAUAUGAUAGUCGUAUCUCCGUGCGUCUUUCGAAAGCAAUGCAGAUGGAUAGUUUCUCUAUGAGAACCAUUGCAAUCUUAGGACUUCUCUUCCUACCCGGAACAUUUAUCUGUGUUAGCAAUAUUCAGUACUAG
This is a messenger RNA of Sclerotinia borealis F-4128, 606 nucleotides long. The record is from the annotation of a GenBank genome assembly. NCBI's taxonomy places the organism in Eukaryota, Fungi, Ascomycota, Leotiomycetes, Helotiales, Sclerotiniaceae.